UGCGGUUAUUCCCUUAUCUCACUCCGUGACGAUACACGUGGUGUGCCACAGUCUUUAUUAACUGAAAACUAGUUGAAAAUUAGAAACUCUUUUUUCACAGAACAAUGCCAGACCUAUACCAAAUGCCCGGGUCAGCGCCCUGCCGCGCGGUCCUGCUGACAGCGAGAGCUCUCAACAUCAACCUGAACCUCAAGCUGGUGGACCUUCAGCGGGGAGAUCAUCUUAAACCGGAAUUUUUGAAGCUCAACCCCCAACACAUGGUGCCUACAUUGGUGGACGACGGCUUCGUCUUGUGGGAAUCCCGCGCCAUCAUCGCUUACCUGGUGAACAAGUACGGCAAAGGCAGUCCCCUGUACCCUGAGGAGCCGAAAGCGAGGGCCUUGGUUGAUCAACGGCUGCACUUCGAUAUCGGCACGCUGUAUCAGAGAUUUGCUGAUUACUUUUACCCCCAAGUGUUCGGUGGAGCGCCAGCCGACAAAGAAAAAGCCGCCAAAGUUGAAGAGUCCUUAAAAUUGUUGGACCACUUCUUGGAUGGACAGAAGUUCUCAGCCGGCCCCAACCUGACCAUCGCUGAUUUAAGUCUCGUCGCCACCGUGUCUAGUUUUGAGGCAUCAGACAUCGACUUCAAGAAAUACAAUAAUAUCAAGAGAUGGUACGAAACAGUGAGAGCUACCGCACCAGGUUACCAAGAAGCCAACGAGAAGGGUGUGGACGCUUUCAAGACUCUGGUCAACAGCAUGAAGAAGUAACACCACCUAUGUCCAGCUUUCUCGAAUCACCGCUUACUAACACCGUUUGUGUCAUCAUCAAAAAUUGUUGAUGUAUUACAUACAUAAAAUCACGCCUCUUUCCCGGAGGGGUUCGCAGAGACUACCUCUUUCCGCGAUCUCUGCAUACUUCCCUCGCGUUAUCCACAUUCAUUACUCUCUUCAUGCGAGCUCGGCGGUUUCGGGUACUUUUGACCUGACCCUUUACCAGGACGUCCUUAAUUUGAUGAUGUAAUGUUUUCCGAAAUUUGAAGAUCUGCUUCGAAGACCUUUGUAACUUAGCGUUUACAGUAAGAUAUCUGUUUAAGGCACAAAUAAAUAUGUUAAAUAAAA
Messenger RNA from Amyelois transitella, 1100 nucleotides. Its product is annotated as glutathione S-transferase 1-1. Gene Ontology annotation, molecular function: glutathione transferase activity. The record is from RefSeq and is a predicted model, not a curated record. Bases 105 to 749 code for a protein of 214 amino acids. NCBI's taxonomy places the organism in Eukaryota, Metazoa, Arthropoda, Insecta, Lepidoptera, Pyralidae. Gene Ontology annotation, biological process: glutathione metabolic process. The transcript is spliced from 5 exons.